AUGUAUUUUGUGGAGCCGGCCGGGAGUGUGCGGUCACUGAGAAGGGAGAGCCCACCUGCCUCUGCAUUGAGCAAUGCCUGCCUCACUGGAUCCAAAAUUCAGGUCAAUUACGAUGGGCACUGCAAAGAGAAGAAGCACGUAAGUCCAUCUGCCAGCCCAGUUGUUUGCUACCAGUCUAACCGUGAUGAGCUCCGGCGUCGCCUCAUCCAGUGGCUGGAAGCUGAGAUCAUUCCUGAUGGCUGGUUCUCCAAAGGCAGCAAUUACAGUGAAAUCCUAGACAAGUACUUUAAGAACUUUGAUAACGGUGAUUCUCGCUUGGAUUCCAAUGAAUUCUUGAAAUUUGUAGAACAGAAUGAAACCGCCAUCAAUAUUAGCACCUACGCUGAUCAGGAAAACAACAAGCUUCUUAGAGGACUCUGCGUUGAUGCCCUCAUUGAACUGUCUGAUGAAAAUGCUGAUUGGAAACUCAGCUUCCAGGAGUUCCUUAAGUGCCUCAGCCCGUCCUUCCACCCUCCAGAGAAGAAGUGCGCCCUGGAGGAUGAGACAUACGCAGAUGGAGCCGAGACUGAGGUGGACUGCAACCGCUGUGUCUGUGCCUGUGGAAACUGGGUCUGCACAGCCAUGACCUGUGAUGGAAAGAAUCAGAAGGGUUCUCAGUCCCAUGCAGAGGAAGGGAUGACCAGAUAUGUUCAGGAUGUCCAAAAACACCAGGAAACAGCUGAAAAGACCAAGAAGGUGAGCACCAAAGAGAUCUAA
Molecule: messenger RNA, 756 nt
Organism: Elephantulus edwardii (Cape elephant shrew)
Lineage: Eukaryota; Metazoa; Chordata; Mammalia; Macroscelidea; Macroscelididae
Gene: FSTL1
Product: follistatin-like 1
Exons: 10
Coding region: 1-756 (251 amino acids)
Biological process (GO): cell differentiation; regulation of BMP signaling pathway; multicellular organism development
Molecular function (GO): calcium ion binding
Source: RefSeq, a predicted model, not a curated record